CUGACAAUAAAGGGUACUAAAGGGCAAAAAAGAGUCCCAAAAUUUUCCAUCAUAAGAAAGUCCUAUUAAUUUGUUUGAAUUAACAAAAAUAAAAAAGUUGGGUGGUUUCUUGCUUUUUUUAAUUUGAUCCACUUAUCAGGCGAUAUCUAAACUCGAAAGUUCUUCCGUGAAUCUUUGGUUCUCUCUUGUAUUUUCUUCUCUUCAACUGUCACUUCUUUCUCGACGUAUUUUCCUGAUUAGGUUUGCAGGAAGAAAUUGAAAAUUUGGUGUUUGAUAUUCUAAGUACUUGGAAAGAAAGAUGUUUCGUUAUUUAGCUGAAAUUGCUAAAAAUGAUAUGAAGUCUAGCGGUGAAGAUUUGCUGAGUGCUAUAGUGCCUUUGAUGAAACUUCUGUCUCUUACAGUUAUAGGAUUGGUUCUUGCACAUCCCAAAACGCAAAUCAUUCCGAGAGCUACAUUUAAGCUCCUAAGCAAGCUUGUUUUUGUCCUAUUCUUGCCCUGCCUAAUUUUUACCCGACUGGGUGAAAGCAUUACGCUUGAUAGCAUUGCUCAGUGGUGGUUCAUUCCGGUCAAUGUAUUAAUCAGCACUUUUAUUGGUUGCUUGCUUGGGUGCUUGGUGGUUAUUAUAUGUCGCCCGCCACCUCAGUUCAAGAGAUUUACCAUUAUCAUGACUGCCUUUGGCAAUACUGGGAACCUUCUUAUUGCUAUUGUUGGAUCUGUAUGUCACACUUCUAAUUCCCCUUUUGGACCCCAUUGCCACUCCAGAGGUGUGUCCUAUGUCUCUUUUGCACAGUGGGUUGCUGUAAUUCUUGUCUACACCCUUGUUUAUCACAUGAUGGAGCCACCGCUGGAGUUCUAUGAGGUCGUUGAAGAAGGGACUGAAAUUGAGGAACAGAGGCCGCUUAAUGAUAUGAGCAGGCCUCUUCUUGUAGAAGCUGAAUGGCCAGGCAUUGAAGAAAAAGAGACCGAACAUUCUAAGACACCAUUCAUUGCCAGGGUUUUUAACAGGCUCUCAAGUCGUUCACUAACCACUUUUCCCGACCUUGAUACCAAUGUAGAGUCUAGUGAUAGCAGUCCCAUGUCCAUUCGGUGCUUGGCUGAACCCAGAGUAGUGAGGAAGAUCAGAAUUGUUGCCGAGCAAACUCCAAUACAGCACAUACUUCAGCCCCCUACAAUUGCAUCCCUGUUAGCUAUCAUUGUUGGUAUGGUGCCUCAAUUAAAAAGCCUUGUCUUUGGAAAUGAUGCUCCCCUAUCUUUCCUCACGGACAGCUUGGAGAUUUUAGCUGGUGCAAUGGUGCCUUCCGUGAUGCUCAUUCUUGGGGGUAUGCUAGCCGAGGGUCCAAAUGAGUCCAAGCUUGGACUCCGAACCACUGUUGGCAUAAUGGUGGCAAGGCUCUUGGUGCUACCUUUGCUGGGAAUAGGGGUUGUGACACUUGCUAGUAAAAUGAACUUUCUUGUCCCUGGUGAUGCAAUGUACGGAUUUGUGCUCUUGUUGCAAUACACUACACCAAGUGCCAUUUUGUUGGGAGCUAUUGCUAGCUUGAGGAAUUAUGCGGUUAGUGAGGCUUCAGCACUUCUCUUCUGGCAGCAUGUGUUUGCCCUAUUUUCUUUGUCUCUGUAUAUUGUUGUUUACUUUAAAUUGCUGCCAAAUAUGUAGCUUGAGAGGUUUGCCUAAUGCCUUUGGCAGAUUAAGAUCUUGCUGUGUAAUUGUUUAGCAAGCAAGUGCCAUCACAAUGCUGCUGUCGCCAUCCCAUUGAAUAAGAUGGACUCGUUUGUUUGUUCGAUGUGCUUUACUGGAUACUGGCGAUGCGAUGAAUGCAAUUGAUUUUCCUUGUAUUCUUCGUAAGACCAGAGCAAACUAUUUGUUGCUUUCUCUCAA
Messenger RNA from Theobroma umbraticum, 1876 nucleotides. RefSeq names its product Auxin efflux carrier family protein. The record is from RefSeq and is a predicted model, not a curated record. Lineage: Eukaryota; Viridiplantae; Streptophyta; Magnoliopsida; Malvales; Malvaceae. Gene Ontology annotation, cellular component: membrane. Gene Ontology annotation, biological process: endoplasmic reticulum to cytosol auxin transport.